Molecule: messenger RNA, 8327 nt
Organism: Synchiropus splendidus (mandarinfish)
Lineage: Eukaryota; Metazoa; Chordata; Actinopteri; Syngnathiformes; Callionymidae
Gene: fasn
Product: fatty acid synthase
Exons: 41
Coding region: 218-7834 (2538 amino acids)
Biological process (GO): fatty acid biosynthetic process
Cellular component (GO): cytoplasm
Molecular function (GO): oxidoreductase activity; fatty acid synthase activity; phosphopantetheine binding
Source: RefSeq, a predicted model, not a curated record
UCCUCUCAUUGGACUGCAGCAGCCGGCCAAGCUGUCAGCCCAUGUGGCGUGGCCAGGAACAACGUGAGACAUUUAAAUUCAUAGGAGGAAACCAGAGGAGUGCGAUGCCACCGUGACUGGCAGACCACCUCACAGACAGCAGGCCGGCUAACGGAGGCGAAUACAUGCCGAACUAGUGCUAGCAUCUCCCGCUGCAGCAGCUUCAGAGUAACUCAACAUGGAUGACAUCGUCAUAGCUGGGAUUUCAGGCCGCCUGCCCGAGUCCAACAACCUUGAGGAGUUCUGGGAGAACCUCAUCAAUGGAGUGGACAUGGUGACAGAGGACGACAGAAGGUGGAAGCCAGGUCUUUACGGCCUUCCAAAGAGAAACGGGAAACUCAAGGACAUUAGCCACUUUGAUGCUGCUUUCUUCGGAGUCCAUCCAAAACAAGCCAAUACCAUGGACCCUCAGCUUCGUCUCAUGUUGGAGAUUUCAUAUGAGGCCAUCUUGGAUGGUGGUCUGAAUCCAGCUGAACUGCGUGGCAGCAAGACGGGUGUUUACAUUGGAGUGAGUGGUUCAGAGGCAAGUGAAGCAUUCAGCAGAGAUCCUGAGGAGUUGCUGGGCUACAGCAUGACUGGCUGCCAACGCGGCAUGUUAGCCAACAGACUGUCGUACUUCUUUGACUUCAAUGGUCCCAGCACUGCCAUCGACACGGCCUGCUCCUCCAGCUUGCUGGCUUUAGAAAACGCUUUCCACGCCAUGCGCAUGGGUCAGUGUGAUGCUGCCCUCGUGGGAGGUGUUAACUUGGUGCUGAAGCCAAAUACCUCAGUGCAGUUCAUGAAACUUGGGAUGCUCAGUCCUGAAGGAACAUGCAAGUCCUUUGACGCUGCAGGGAAUGGAUACUGUCGUUCUGAGGCAGCAGUCGCUGUACUGCUGACCAAACGAUCAGCAGCAAAGAGAAUUUAUUCUACAGUUGUUAAUGCUGGAAACAACACAGAUGGAUACAAAGACCAAGGUGUGACAUUUCCUUCAGGUGCGAUGCAGCAGAGAUUAGUGCAGUCGCUUUAUAGUGAGUCAAACAUCACUCCUGAGCAGGUCGAGUACAUUGAAGCUCAUGGCACUGGAACAAAGGUUGGUGAUCCACAGGAAGUGGGUGGUAUUGUAAAUGUGUUCUGCCAUGAGAGAAAAGAGCCGUUGCUCAUUGGUUCCACCAAAUCCAACAUGGGUCAUCCAGAACCUGCAUCUGGUUUGGCUGCCCUAGCGAAGGUGCUACUUUCUCUAGAAAAAGGUGUCUGGGCUCCAAAUCUGCACUACAACAAUCCUAACCCUGACAUUCCUGCCCUCACCGAUGGACGAAUCCAAGUUGUUGACCGACCCAUACCUGUGCGUGGUGGCAUCGUCGGUGUGAACUCCUUUGGAUUUGGAGGCUCAAAUGUUCACGUGAUCCUCCGACCUGCUGUGAGGGGCUUGCCGAACCCUGCUGACGCCAUCGCACCGGCCAGGACUCUUCCGAGGCUGGUCCAAGCUUGCGGUCGGACAGAGGCAGCUGUGACAAGCUUGCUUGAAAAGGGAAAAGAGCUCACCACGGACGAUAAUUUUCUGUCCCUGCUGAAUGAGGUGUCGAGAGCACCCACCGCUGGAAUGCCUUACAGAGGCUACACUGUGGUUGGCUCAACGUCAGAUGUCACUGAAGUCCAGCAGGUGCAGGCUACACCCAGGCCACUCUGGUACAUCUGUUCAGGAAUGGGAACCCAGUGGGCAGGGAUGGGACGCAGCCUGAUGCAGCUGCCAGACUUCAGAGAGUCCAUCACGCGGUCAGAUGAAGCCUUAAAAGACACCGGCCUGGUUAUUUCUCGCCUCCUCAUGGAUGCUGAUGAGUCCACUUUUGAAGACACUGUUCAUGCCUUCGUUGGCCUGGCUGCCAUACAGAUUGCCCAGAUUGACAUGCUUAAGAAGUUGGGUCUUCAGCCUGAUGGCAUUGUAGGACACUCUGUGGGUGAGCUAGCAUGCGGCUAUGCUGACGGCUCUCUCAGCCAUGCUGAGGCCGUUCUGGCUGCUUACUGGCGAGGCCGCUGCAUCAGAGAAGCCAAGCUUCCUCCUGGGGGCAUGGCUGCUGUUGGGUUGACCUGGAAAGAGUGCAUGGAGCAGUGUCCUCAAGGGGUCGUGCCAGCUUGUCACAAUGCUGAAGACACUGUCACCAUUUCUGGGCCUCAGGAGGCGAUCAGUAAGUUUGUGCUGGAGCUGAAGGAGCAGGGUGUGUUUGCAAAAGAGGUGCGAAGUGCUGGUGUUGCUUUCCACUCCUACUACAUGGCCUCGAUUGCUCCUGCUCUGCUGUCUGCUCUAAAGAAGGUGAUCAAGACUCCAAAGCAGCGCUCCCCUCGCUGGGUGAGCACCAGCAUCCCUCAGUCGGAGUGGGACUCUCCUCUGGCUCUCUAUAGUUCUGCUGACUAUCAUGUCAACAACCUGGUGAGCCCAGUGCUGUUUCAGGAGGGCCUCAGCAUGGUCCCUGACAACGCGGUGGUGAUAGAGAUCGCUCCUCAUGCUCUGCUGCAGGCGAUCCUGAAGCGAAGCCUGAAACCCACCUGUACCAUCCUGCCCCUGAUGAAGAGAGGCCAUGCAAACAAUCUUGAAUUUUUCUUAACACACAUUGGCAAGAUGCACAUGUGUGGCAUCAACUUGGAUUCUAACGUCCUGUGCCCGGAGAUGAAGUACCCAGUUCCAGUUGGGACCCCUCAGAUCUCUCCAUUGGUGCAGUGGGACCAUGCUCAAACCUGGGAUGUCCCCAAGGUGGAGGAUUUCUCUGCCGGUUCAGGAGGAUCAAAUUCUGCUGCUGUCUACAACAUCAAUAUGAACCCUGAGUCCUCCGAUUAUUACAUGAUUGGACACUGCAUUGAUGGACGUGUCCUUUACCCUGCCACUGGAUACUUGGUCCUAGCCUGGCGUACCUUGGCGAGGAAUCUCGGGAUUGUAAUGGAAACCACACCGGUGGUGUUUGAGGACGUCACCAUACACAGAGCCACUAUCCUGCCCAGUAAUGGUUCCGUGCAGUUGGAGGUGCGUCUUAUGCCAGCAACCAACAAGUUUGAGGUGUCAGAAAAUGGAAACUUGGCAGUCACUGGUAAAGUGAGCGUUCUCGAGGACGCGGCUCUCGAUGUGUUCCACAGUCAAGUAAAACAGCAGGCGUACUACAAUGAGGGGGACAACUCUAAAAUGAAUCUAGUGGCACAUGAGAUCUACAAAGAACUUCGGCUGCGUGGUUACGAUUAUGGAAAGACUUUCCAGGGUAUCUUGGAGUCCAACAAUACAGGAGAGAGUGGGAAGCUUCAGUGGACAGGAAACUGGGUGACCUUCUUGGAUACCAUGCUGCAAAUGAUUGUGGUUGGACUCCCAGGUCGUAGCCUGAGACUGCCAACCAGGAUCCGCUCCGUUUGUGUCGACCCUGCGCUACACGUGGACAGAGUGUGUGAGGAUGCAGAGGGGAAACAAGCUGUACCUGUCCAUGUCAAUCGCUGCCUUGACAAAAUUACAGCGGGAGGCGUGCAGAUCAGUGGCCUACAUGCGACAGUAGCCCCUCGUCGACAGCAGCAACAAAGCCCGCCAACCCUGGAGGAGUUUGUGUAUGUCCCCAAUGUGCAGACAGAGUGCCUCACAGCCUGCGGGAAACUCACUGAGCAGCUGAGACUAUGCAAAGGAUUAAUAAACAAGCUGCAAAAAAAGUUGGCCUCUCAUGGUGUGAAGCUCUCAAUUCCGGGUCUUCAGGGGGUGUCAGACACCCCCCUACCCAGCACCGAGCACUCUGAACCAGGGCUUGCUCGACUGCUGUCCCUGCUGUGUGACUUGGAGCUCAAUGGAAACUUGGAUUCUGAGCUGGAGCAGACUGUGCAGAAGGAGAGGGCUUGUCUCCUUCAGGACGUGCUGUUGCGAGGCAUGCUGGAUAACAUGAGUCUGCGGAACUGCAUUGACACCACACUGGAGAACAGUUCCCCUGGAAGAAUCAAAGUCCUUGAAGCAUUCUCGAAUGAUGGCCAGCUCUUUUCACGUGUGGUUCAUCUACUGAACAUUCAGCUAUUAUUUCACAUGGAGUACAUCGCCACGGCAGCCAACCUGGAUCUUUUAGCCCCAUACCAAGACACGUUAGAUGAGCUCAACGUUCCCUCAGCACAGUGGGAUCCAUUGUCGGGUCCUGCUCCUGGUGGCACCGUAGGGGAGGCUGACCUGGUGGUGUGCAACCAUGCAUGGGGUCCAGUAAGAACAAACCUGGGGCAGCUGGUGGCCAAUCUGACUUCUGGAGCGCGAGAAGGAGGGUUUGUUCUUCUCCACACGCUGCUGAAGGGAGAAACUAUGGGAGAAACAGUUGCCUUCCUCUCCAGAACGACUCAGAACAAGGAGCAACAAGGACUGUUCUCACAGGCUGACUGGGAGAAGGCCAUCUCUGAUGCGUCCCUGUCUCUUGUGGCUAUGAAGAAGUCUUACUAUGGUUCAGUUAUCUUUCUCUGCAAGCGUCAAACACCUGCCAAGACACCCAUUUUCCUUCCAGUGGACACUUCAGACUACAAGUGGGUGGAAACGCUCCAGGCUACACUUGCUGAACCCUCGGACAGGCCUGUGUGGCUGACCGCUUCUAAACCCCACUGUGGAGUCGUGGGAAUGGUCAACUGCUUGCGGAUGGAACCUGGUGGCAACAGAAUACGCUGUGCAUUUGUCUCAAACCUGGAGGAAACCUCAGCAGCACAGAGUCUCCAGCCAAAUGACAAGUUGAUGCAAAAAGUUCUGGAGCAGGAUCUUGUGAUGAAUGUGUUCAGAGAUGGACAGUUGGGAACUUUCAGACACCAGCACAUCAGUAGUGGUCUAAGUGAGGAGCAGACAGAGCAGGCGUUUGUGAAUGUCUUGACCCGUGGUGACCUGUCCUCCCUCCGAUGGAUUGCUUCUCCACUCCGUCACUUUGUGUCCAACAACCCAAACGUGCUGCUGUGCAGCGUCUAUUACAGUUCACUAAACUUCCGUGAUAUUAUGUUGGCCACGGGCAAGCUGCCCCCUGAUGCCAUCCCAGGUGACUUGGCCCUUCAGCAGUGCUUGCUGGGUAUGGAGUUUUCUGGUCGUGACCCUAGCGGUCGUCGUGUGAUGGGGCUGCUUCCCGCAAAAGGUCUCGCAACGUGUGUGGAUGCUGACCAUCGCUUCCUCUGGGAGGUUCCUUCCUCGUGGACACUUGAGCAGGCCGCCUCUGUGCCUGUUGUCUAUGCCACUGCCUACUACUCCCUCGUGGUUCGUGGGAGACUUCGAUCUGGGGAGAGUGUUCUCAUUCACUCAGGGUCGGGUGGUGUUGGGCAAGCUGCUAUUGCCAUUGCCCUCAGCAAGAAGUGCAGAGUCUUCACCACCGUUGGCUCAGCAGAGAAGCGCACCUACCUGCAGCAGAGGUUCCCUCAACUUUCCAAUGAGUGUUUUGCUAAUUCCAGAGACACAACGUUUGAGCAGCAUGUCCUGCUCCACACUAAAGGCAGAGGGGUUGAUGUGGUACUGAACUCCUUGGCUGAAGAGAAGCUUCAGGCAAGUAUCCGCUGCCUGGCCAGACACGGACGUUUCCUGGAGAUUGGAAAGUAUGACCUGUCCAACAACUCCCCCCUGGGCAUGGCUCUGUUUCUGAAGAAUGUGGCUUUCCAUGGAAUCUUACUAGAUGCUCUGUUUGAAGAGGGCAACCAUGAGUGGGAGGACGUGUCUGAGCUGUUGAAGGAGGGUAUAAAAGAGGGUGUCGUCCAACCUCUGAAGACCACAGUCUUUAAGAGAGAUAAUGUUGAAGAGGCAUUCAGAUUCAUGGCUCAGGGGAAGCAUAUAGGCAAGGUGCUCCUGCAGGUGCGCGCUGAGGACAAGGCAGCAGGACAAACUCCUGCUCCUCUAUCCAUCAGAGCCAUUUGUAGAACAUUUUGCCCUGCCUCCCACUCUUACAUCAUCACUGGUGGACUGGGGGGCUUUGGUUUGGAGAUGGCACAGUGGCUGACAGAAAGGGGAGCUCGCAAACUGGUGCUGACGUCCAGAUCUGGGAUCAGAAACGGUUAUCAGGCUAAACAAGUCCGUGAGUGGCAGAGUCGGGGUGUGGAGGUUCUGGUGUCCACAAGUGACGUUAGCAGCAUGAAGGGAACCGAGACACUGAUAACUGAGGCCUGCAGGCUGGGACCAGUGGGAGGUGUCUUCCAUCUUGCCAUGGUGUUGAAAGAUGGGAUGCUGGAGAAUCUCUCUCCUCAGCUCUUCUUAGAUGUAAACAGACCAAAAUAUGACGGCACUAUCAACCUGGAUGAAGCAACAAGAAAACUGUGUCCAGACCUCAGCUACUUCGUAACCUUUUCGUCAGUCAGCUGUGGCCGUGGAAAUGCUGGGCAGAGCAAUUACGGUUACGCCAACUCGGCCAUGGAGCGCGUCUGCGAGAAGCGCCGCCACGACGGCCUGCCUGGGUUGGCCAUCCAGUGGGGUGCCAUCGGAGAUGUGGGUGUGGUGCUGGAAACCAUGGGUGGAAACGAUGCGGUGAUCGGGGGAACUCGUCCGCAGAGGAUGGCGUCGUGCCUGGAGGUGCUGGACCGCUUCCUGUGUCAGCCACAGCCAGUGAUGGCAAGCUGCGUUCUGUCAGAGCGGUUGGUAGUGAAGAGUGACGCUGGAAGCAAGAAGGUCCUUGUUGAAGCCGUCGCCCACAUUCUAGGUGUCCGGGAUGUGAGCUCUCUCAAUGCUGAUGCCUCAUUGGCUGACUUGGGACUUGACUCAUUAAUGGGUGUUGAGGUGCGACAGACCCUGGAGCGGGACUAUGACAUUGUCAUGGCGAUGAGAGAGAUUCGGCAGCUCACUAUCAACAAGCUUCGGGAGCUGGCCAACAGCAAACCAGCUGCAUCCAAUGGUACAAUGAUUCUUCAGACAGAGGACAGUCAGCGUCUUUCUAAACAGUUUUGUCUCUCUGUUGUAGAUAAGAAAACCGUCCUGCGUUCUUUGUCUGAAUCGGAUCUGUCUCAGCUCCUGGUGAACCCCGACAGCCCCACAGUAGCCCCACUCAACGAUGUGCAGAGUCAGGAGAGUCCUCUGUUUCUGGUUCAUCCCAUCGAGGGGUCCAUCACGGCAUUCAGGACUCUAACCUCCAAGCUCAGUGUGCCUUGCUAUGGUUUACAGUGUACCAAAGCUGCCCCCCUGGACAGCAUCCAGUCGCUGGCUGCCUUCUAUGUGGACUGCAUCCAAAAGGUCCAGCCUGAUGGCCCUUACCGCAUCGCAGGCUACUCCUUCGGUGCGUGUGUGGCAUUCGAAAUCUGCACUCAGCUGCAGAGCCAGCACCAGCAAGUGGAAUAUCUGUUCCUGUUGGAUGGCUCCCACUCGUACGUGGCCGCAUACACUCAGAGCUACAGAGCUAAGCUGACCCCAGGCAAAGAGUCAGAGGCCGAAACAGAAGCUCUGUGUGCCUUCAUCCAGCAGUUCACAGAUGUUGAGUACAACAAGAUCCUGGACACACUACUGCCCCUCGCUGACCUGGAGGCUAGGGUCAACACGGCGGUGAACUUGAUCUCCUCUACACAUAAGAACAUCAGCAGAGAGCCACUGCACUUUGCUGCCUCCACUUUCUACCAGAAGCUUAAAGCCGCUGACUGCUACGUCCCCACGAGCAAGCUGAACAGCAGCGUCACUCUGUUACGUGCCAAAUUCAACAGUGAAUACGAGCAGAACCUGGGCGCCGACUACAAGCUAGGAGAGGUUUGCGACGGGAAGAUGUCGGUUCACGUCAUCGAUGGAGAUCACCUGACCUUCCUGGAGGGACAAGGGGCGGAGUCUAUCAGCAGCAUCAUCCACAGCGCACUGGCAGAGUCCAGAGCAAAAGCAAGGGAGGUCUAGGCAACCCCACCCCCCCACGGCCACAUCAUUCCUCAACAUUCCCGAAACCUCUCUCAUACUUGGAAAAGUAGCUGUGUAGUAAGAUGUUUACAGUCUGUGCCAUGUGUUUUCUCCAAACGCUUGCGGGCCGGUCGUGAUGGCUUCCUGCUGGCUGCGAGACGUGCUGUUACUCUGAUGCUGCGAUCAUGCCCUCUGGUUUUGUUUACAUUGCUUACUACCUGAACGUCAUAAUGGUAUUUCUAACAUUAUUUAACGUUGUUCUCGUUCCUAUCACAAUAACAAAGUAACACGAAUGAUGCAUCCAGAAAUGCUGACUGUGCUCUCCCCUUACUCUUUGUAUCAUGAGCCCGAUGAGCAGUUUACCACCCCUGAGACUUGUGUGUGUCUAUGAAGGGUCAUGUGACUGAUGCUGGUGUAGCAACACUGUUGAGGGGUGAGUGUUCCCCACCUUAGUUAACCCGUUGUUGCGCCUAAUAAAGGCUUCUUCAACAUG